AUGAGCGAAGUCGCCCCUACCCAGACCAGCGCCCCUGCGCCCGAACCCGCCGCCGCUCCUGCUGCUGCCGCUCCGGCCGGAACCACCACCGCCGCCGCUCCGGCUGCGGACAACCGCGACUACCUGGACAAGGCCGUCGACGCCGCCGAGAAGAAACUCGGCCAGUCCACCGGCCACAACGUCGACCCGGCCAAAUACCGCUCCCAGAACGAGAAGAUCACCGACAAGCUCCGCGCCCUGUUCGAGAAAUUCACCGGCAAGAAGCUGCCCUCCAAGGUCUCCAACUAG
This is a messenger RNA of Dissoconium aciculare CBS 342.82, 288 nucleotides long. RefSeq lists its product as uncharacterized. The record is from RefSeq and is a predicted model, not a curated record. Bases 1 to 288 code for a protein of 95 amino acids. NCBI's taxonomy places the organism in Eukaryota, Fungi, Ascomycota, Dothideomycetes, Mycosphaerellales, Dissoconiaceae. The transcript has 2 exons.